UAGCGCUACUCAUUUGUAGUUUCAACCCAUCUCUCAAAUUAAUCCAAAAAUUCGCAUCAAAUUAAUUUUCUCACAUUCCACCUAUAUCGUAGCACACAACUUCUUUUUAUAAAAUCUUGAAAAUAUUUCGUUGAAAACAAUGCCUUUAAUAUCUCCAUUGUUGGUUAUUCUUCAAAGGGUCAUUACAUAAUCCUGAGACAAGAAAAGGGUGAAUUGGUUACUGCUAAAAUGCUUCAAUUGCAUUGCCCCCGCUCAUCAGCUCCAACACUAAGUCCAAGAUUCAAUCAGAUUUCUCGUUUUAAGAGAAAGUCAUUGGCUUGUCCCUGUCGGAGAAACCGUGCUUCUGCCUUUUGCAUGAAUGACUGGUUGGCCAAAAGUAAAGGAAAGGUGCCGAGCAUUCAAAAGAUGACAUGCAGACAGCUAAAUUCCUCAGGAAACAUGAAUAUCGGGGAAAAUCUGAAUCCUCAGCAGUUGAAGAUGUAUUUGAAGAAUAAUUCUGAGGACUUCCCAGCUAAAUUUGUAAUAGCUUCGUUGGCAUCUUAUUUCCUGAUUAAGUUGAAGCAUCUACAUCUAAUUGGUACGAAGAUAGGGAUGAUCCGAGAGUUAUUCUUCUUUGUAACUCAAACAUCAGGCGCUCAAAGUUUAUCUUUUGCUUGUCUUUCUAACUCCUUGAAUAAACCAACACCACUUCAGUUGGAUGUGUCCUUUCCUUCACUGAAAGACAUCAAAUGGAGUUUAGCACGGUUAAUAUAUUUGUUCAACAUACAACUAGAGAAAAAUGUUGCCACGUUUUUUAUUGUGCUUUUAGUAUCAUGCUUCUCAUUUGUGAUGAUUGGUGGUGUUCUGUUCUUUAAAUUCAGAAAAAGCAGGGGUAGUGCUUACUCUUUGGAGGACUGCUUAUGGGAGGCGUGGGCAUGCCUCUGUUCAUCAUCUACUCACCUGAAACAAAGAACAAGAGUUGAACGUGUAAUAGGAUUCAUCCUUGCUAUAUGGGGCAUUCUAUUUUAUUCUCGUCUAUUGAGCACCAUGACUGAACAAUUUCGGAAUAAUAUGCAAAGACUCAGAGAAGGGGCACAAAUGCAAGUUUUGGAGACUGAUCAUAUUAUAAUUUGUGGAGUUAACAGUCAUCUCAACUUUAUACUAAAACAGCUAAAUAAGUACCAUGAAUUUGCUGUUCGCUUAGGUACUGCCACUGCUAGGCGGCAGAGAAUUCUUCUGCUAUCUGAUCUUCCAAGAAAGCAAAUGGACAAAAUGGCCGACAACAUCACCAAAGAUCUCAAUCAUAUUGAUGUCCUUACAAAGAGUUGCAGUUUAAGUAUGACAAAAUCAUUUGAGAGAGCUGCAGCCAAUAAGGCACGCGCAAUUGUUAUACUUCCAACAAAGGGAAAUAGGUAUGAGGUCGACACAGAUGCAUUUCUCUCAGUGCUUGCCCUUCAGCCCCUUCCAGAAAUGAUCUCUGUGCCUACCAUAGUUGAGGUUUCAAGCUACAACACAUGUGAACUCUUGAAGUCAAUUUCAGGAUUAAGAGUGGAACCUGUUCAAAAUGUCACAUCAAAAUUGUUUGUUCAAUGCUCUCGCCAAAAGGGACUCAUUAAGAUAUACAAACAUUUGCUUAAUUAUCGAAAGAACGUAUUCAAUCUUUGCAGUUUCCCUCACCUUGUGGGAUUAAAAUAUAAGCAAUUAAGACGUGGCUUCCAAGAGGCUGUUGUUUGCGGUCUCUAUCGACAAGGGAAGAUAAAUUUCCACCCAAGGGAUGACGAAGUUUUGGAAGAAACUGAUGAAGUUUUGUUUAUUGGACCCAUUCAUGGGAAAAAAAGGCCGCAGCUAGUAUACUUAAAUAUUUCUGGCGAAAGUGACAACGCCCUAAAUGAUUCUCACACUGUGGAAAAGAAUGGACAAUUCCGGGGUAAUGCUUUGGAGAUAACAAAAGCACGCCUUGAGAAUAUAGUGAAACGGACAAAAUCAGGGUCUAAGGCAUCUGAUUCGUGUCUGGGACCUAAAGAAUGCAUACUAAUGCUGGGAUGGCGUCCUGAUAUUGUGGAAAUGAUUGAAGAAUAUGAUAAUUACCUGGGACCUGGAAGCACACUGGAGGUGUUAUCAGAUGUCCCUAUGGAUGACAGACAUAAAGCUAGCAGACUUGCUGGUCAAGGAAAGCUAAAAAAUGUCCGAGUCUCCCACAGGAUUGGAAACCCAAUGGACUAUGACAUGCUGACAGAUACCAUUGCAAACAUUCAAAAAUCAUUUAAACAAGGCGAAGAAUUUCCAUUCUCCAUUGUCGUGAUAUCUGAUAGAGAAUGGUUACUAGGAGGUAAGAGAAAUGGUAUUUUCUUAUUUCUGGUAUUACUGAUUGGUUCAUCAAUUUUCUGCUGUGCGGAAUCAAUGAUCAAAUUGCAGGUGCAAAAUCUUGUUGCAGAAAUUGUCGAUUCCAAAUUGGGUAAACAGAUUACAAGAAUCAAGCCUUCCCUCACUUACAUUGCCGCAGAGGAAGUAAUGAGUCUUGUCACUGCUCAAGUUGCAGAAAAUAUUCAAUUGAAUGAGGUUUGGAAAGAGAUUUUGAACGCCGAUGGAGAUGAAAUAUAUGUUAAGGACAUUCGCCUUUACAUGAAGGAAGAUGAGAAACCUUCAUUUGCUGAACUUUCUGAAAGAGCACAUUUGCGAAGAGAAGUUGCUAUCGGAUAUGUGAAGCACAACAAGAAGGUUAUCAACCCAAUCCCGAAAUCAGAACCCCUUUCUCUUGAACCGGGUGAUUUGCUGAUAGUGAUAUCAGAACUUGAAGGAGAACAACCCGUGAUCACAGUUAAUUAACAAACAAACAACAACAACGCCUCAAUCCCAAACAACUCAAGGAAAAUAAUUGAGCUUGCACCUUACUCAUUACACCAACUACGAUGAAUGCCAGGUCGUUGUAUAGGUUUUCUAUUGGAUCGUCAGUUCUUGGCUUCUUAUCGGUUGCUGAAAAAGAAUGAAGAAAAGAAACAAGGAGCAAGCAUGAUUCAAAGUGUUCGCGAAUGUUGCAGAUAAUAGGAAGUGCAAGUUACAGGAAAUGUAUAGGAAAUAUGAACAUCAAAGUUAGAAAAGUUUGCAAAGAAAAAAUCAAAGUUGGAUAGAACUAAAGGUUUCUUUCUUUUUUUUUUACUGUUUUUUCUUCCACAGUUGGUUAAGAGGGAAAAUCUCCAUUUGGGAAAAGAGUCCCACAUUUUAUAGAAGAACCAUCAACUCAAAGGAGAGGUUUUAGAAACACUUAAAGCCAAAUGUGAUUUCAUUUUUUAAAGGGGUGAUGGUGCUGAGAUCACUUCAUUUUACAAGUUUUUGAUCAAGAGAAAUGAUGCUAUACUGUACAAAGGAUGAUUCUUGAUAACUUGUACUCUGUGUGAGAAUGAUUUCCCACAAUGUAUAAUAAAAUCCUUUUUUGGUUCCAUAGUAA
Nicotiana tabacum (common tobacco) is the source of this 3424-nucleotide messenger RNA. The record is from RefSeq and is a predicted model, not a curated record. NCBI's taxonomy places the organism in Eukaryota, Viridiplantae, Streptophyta, Magnoliopsida, Solanales, Solanaceae.